Molecule: messenger RNA, 954 nt
Organism: Aptenodytes forsteri (emperor penguin)
Lineage: Eukaryota; Metazoa; Chordata; Aves; Sphenisciformes; Spheniscidae
Gene: PFDN4
Product: prefoldin subunit 4
Exons: 5
Coding region: 1-675 (224 amino acids)
Biological process (GO): protein folding
Cellular component (GO): prefoldin complex; cytoplasm
Source: RefSeq, a predicted model, not a curated record
AUGCCAGGCCUCUCCCCCGCAGUUGUGAAAUGUUAUGAUGACCUGGCCCUGCCGAAAAAACCCCGGUCGCUUGUCGGUGCGUUAAGGUCCUGGCGUUGUUAUCUUGGCUCAUCGUGCCAUCAGGCGUGGAAGUGCGGAUGCGGUUACACCGACGCUACGGAGUCUGCUGGCGCAGUUUGUUGUGAACUGGCUAAAGCCCUUUUUGCCGCGCAAACUGUCUGUAAGUGGAGGACACCCAGCCCGUGUCCAGCAGCGGGUCGCCCGCCGCAGCCCCUGCCGCCACCUCCGCAGGCUGCAGAAGAUGUCAAUGUUACUUUUGAAGAUCAACAGAAAAUUAACAAGUUUGCAAGAAAUACCAGCAGGAUCACAGAACUGAAAGAAGAAAUAGAAGUGAAAAAGAAACAACUUCAGAAUUUGGAAGAUGCUUGUGAUGACAUCAUGAUGCUUGAUGAUGGUGAUUCACUUCUGAUACCCUACCAAAUUGGAGAUGUCUUCAUUAGUCAUUCCCAAGAAGAGACACAAGAGAUGCUGGAGGAGGCAAAGAAAAGUUUACAAGAAGAAAUUGAAGUGUUAGAAUCCCGAGUGGAAUCAAUUCAGAGGGUGUUAUCUGACCUGAAAGUUCAGCUCUAUGCAAAGUUCGGAAAUAACAUAAAUCUUGAGGCUGAGGACAGUUAAAGGUGUUCUAAAUAUACCAUACAACUUUUCCGUGUUUUAUUAAAUGUUUUGACAUUGUUACAAUUACAUUUAAAAAAAAAAAUCCACCACUUUUUUGUUUGUUUUGUUUUUUGUUUAAGUUUCCUGUCUUGGGUUCCAUCUAUUUAAUCAGAGCUUUCUUAUUUUGGUUAUUGCAGUUAUUUAUUUGUUUAGGAAAGCAUUAACUUCAUACUGUUGGUAAAGCAUCAAGAUUGGAAUAUUUGCAUUGUUGAUUAAAGUAAUAAAGUCAGGCACUUAUUG